AAUCCCUUGUCGUGCUGUGGGUCUCAUUGUUCUCUUUAGGGUUCUCAUCAUCUUGGUAUCAGAGCAUCAAAUCCUAAAUCAGGUUUCAAUCAUGUCAAGCAGUGAUGACAAUCAACCACUAGAAGCCACCAUGUGGAUGAAUCCUUCAUGCUCAAAGCAAUGCAACAACAAUUUCAGAGGCUGGACAUAAUGUUUGGUGAGAUUAAAGACAAAAUGGACAAGCAAGAUGCAGCGAUAGCCAAGUUAUACCAAACACAGAAUGGAAGUCCGAAUUUGCGUAGGAAUGAUGCUAAUGACGAUUUCAAUGACGAUUAUGAAGAUGCACUCAACAAUGAGACCCAGAACUCAAAUUUCAGCAUGAACAGAAUUAUGAGAGGUAGAGGGGGCCAGAGAAAGCAAAAUUUGACGAGGUGGGGAGAUCGGCAAGAUGGUGACUUAGGUAGCAUCAAGAUGAAGAUUCCUCCGUUUCAAGGCAAAAAUGAUCCAGAUGUGUAUUUAGAGUGGGAAAAGAAGGUGGAAUUGGUGUUUGAUUGCCAUAACUAUUUUCAGAAGAAAAAGGAAGAGAUUAAAGCUGUGAUGAGAAAACGAUUUGUUCCUAGUCACUACUACUGUGCUCUGUAUCAGCGAUUGCAGGGCCUUACUCAAGGGUCCAAAAGUGUUGAGGAUUAUCACAAAGAGAUGGAAAUUGCAAUGCAUUAUGUGGAAUUAGAAGAUAUGGUGCAUAUGGCGAUGAAAGUACAACGACAACUCAAGCGUAGAGGAGCCACUAGUAGAACUGGGCAAAAUUCAGAUGCUAAUGAUGGUGUGGAAUAUGUUGUUGAUGGAGAACUGCUCGUGACUAGGCGAGCUUUGAAUGUGCAAGCCAAAGCAGAUGAUGAAGUACAAUGUGAGAAUAUAUUUCACACGGGGUGCCAUGUCAAAAACAAGUGGUGGCCUAUUGCGUUUUUCAAUGAAAAAUUGACUGGUGCAGCACUUAACUCUACUACAUAUGACAAAGAGAUGUAUGCAUUGGUAAGGGCCUUAGAAACGUGGCAACAUUAUCUUUGGCCUAAGGAGUUCAUGAUACAUACUAGUCAUGAGUCGUUGAAGCACCUCAAGGGACAAGGUAAGUUGAAUGGACAACAUGCUAAGUGGGUGGAAUUUCUUGAGACAUUUCCCUAUGUGAUCAAGUACAAGCAAGGAAAAGAAAACAUUGUGGCUGAUGCAUUAUCUUUUGAAAUGGUUAUGCAACUACAUGAAAGGGUGCGACAAAACAUAGAACGACGAACUGAGCAAUAUGCAAAUCAAGACAACAAAGGGCGCAAGAAAGUUGUGUUUGAACUUGGAGAUUGGGUUUGGGUGCAUAUGUGGAAGGAGCAAUUCCCUGCACAAAGGCAUUCUAAGUGGCAACCAAGAGGUGAUGGACCAUUUCAAGUGAUUGCAAGGAUAAACGACAACGCAUACAAGUUGGAGCUUCUUGGUGAGUAUAAUGUUAGUGCUACUUUUAAUGUUUCUGAUCUUUCUCCUUUUGAUGUAGGUGACGAUUUGAGGACAAAUCCUUUUGAGGAGAGAGGGAAUAUGGGAAUCAAGAUGACCCCACAUGUACCACGUCAAAAGAUCCAUUACACAUUCCAAGAGGUCUAGUCACGAGAGCUAGAGCUAGGAAGAUGCGAGAAGCUUUAAAUAGCCUUAUUAACCAGAUCUAGGUUGAUAAUAACAUGCAACAAGUAAAUCGAAGCUUGAAUGAUUAUCAAGGCAUGGUAAACAUUAUUCAGAUUCAAGAGAACCUUAAUUGAGGUCAUUUGUAUUAAAUUACACAAUUUGUG
Molecule: messenger RNA, 1805 nt
Organism: Rubroshorea leprosula
Lineage: Eukaryota; Viridiplantae; Streptophyta; Magnoliopsida; Malvales; Dipterocarpaceae
Source: the annotation of a GenBank genome assembly